AGUGGCGGUAGCCUUAAACCCAUCGCACUUAAAGAGUGACAGUGUUAGUUUCACGCAACAUGACAUAACCGGCCUUGCUGCUCUGCUUUAUAAGCGCGAUCACCUGCGACUCGUUGCGCGGCCUGAAUUCUCAAGACGCAACAAUCGCAGGAACCGAUACAGUCGAAAUUCCUCAGAUCGAAUGGAGAAUACAGGGACCCCACAGGAUGCCAUUGUGCCACCAGUUGAAGGUGUUUCUGGAGGAGGGACGGCUUAUGGGUGGAAUGAUGGUGGUUUACACAGUUCAAAACCAUUGAAGGGAUCAAUUGAUCCCACAGAAGUUCCUUCUGCAGAUUUACUGCAUGCAUGGUUCAUGCCAAGCACGGCAACAGUUGGGCCACAGGAGAUGCCUCGGCCUUUGGUGCCUAUAACACUUCUGGCAGCUAGAAAUGAGAGGGAAAGUGUUCAAAUAGCCAUGCGUCCUAAAGUUUCUUGGGGCGGUCCUGGUAUUGCAGGAGUUGUACAGGUUCAUUGUAGUGAUUUAUGCUCCACUUCUGGUGAUAGGUUGGUCGUUGGACACUCUCUGACUUUGCGACGUGUGGUGCCCAUCUUAGGUGUUCCAGAUGCUCUUGUGCCUCUUGAUCUUCCAACCACUCAAAUAAGCCUGCUUACAGGAGAGACAACAGCAAUUUGGGUUUCCAUAGAUGUUCCUACUGCACAGCCUCCUGGCCAAUAUGAAGGAGAGCUCAUCAUUGCUGCAAUGAAGGCAGAUGCAGAAUCACCGGCACAAAACCUUGGGAAAGCUGAGAAGCAUCAACUGUACAGGGAACUUAAGAACUGUCUUGACACCAUGGAGCCCAUUGACGGAAAACCAUCGGAUGAAGUGGUGGAAAGAGUGAAAUCUGCAUCUGCAUCUUUAAGAAGAGUUCUUCUAUCACCUUCAUUUUCUGAGUUCUCUGCAGAUAAUGGGCCUGUUGAUUUGAUGGAUGAAGAUGCUAUUUCAAAUCUCUCAAUACGUCUGAAGUUAAGUUUGACAGUUUGGGACUUUGCUCUCCCUGCAACACCGUCACUUCCAGCUGUAUUUGGUAUAUCUGAUACUGUAAUUGAGGAUCGUUUCCAUGUUGAGCAUGGGAGUGAUGAGUGGUAUGAGGCAUUAGAGUUGCAUUUCAAGUGGCUCCUUCAAUAUAGAAUCAGCCCAUAUUUUUGCAGAUGGGGAGAUAGCAUGCGUGUUCUGACUUACACUUCCCCGUGGCCAGUUGAUCAUCCAAAAUCAGAUGAAUAUUUUUCAGAUCCACGCCUAGCAGCCUAUGCUGUACCACAUAAUCGAGUAAUCUCUGGUGGCGGUGAUGCAGCAAAGGACUUCGUGCAGAAAGAAGUUGAGAUCUUGAGGACAAAGACUCACUGGAAGAAAGCCUAUUUCUACUUGUGGGAUGAGCCACUAAACCUGGAACAAUAUGAAUCUCUUCGGAACAUAGCAGCUGAGAUUCAUGCUUAUGCUCCGGAUGCCCGUGUUCUAACUACAUAUUAUUGUGGGCCAAGUGAUGCACCUCUUGCGCCCAGUACAUUUGAGUCUUUUGUGAAAGUUCCAAAUUUUCUACGUCCGCACACCCAAAUUUAUUGUACAAGUGAGUGGGUGCUUGGUAACCGUGAGGAUUUGGUUAAGGAUAUCACUGCAGAAAUACAAACAGAGAAUGGUGAGGAAUGGUGGACAUAUGUGUGUAUGGGACCAUCUGAUCCUCAUCCCAAUUGGCAUCUUGGUAUGCGAGGCACACAACACCGUGCUGUGAUGUGGCGUGUAUGGAAAGAAGGUGGCACGGGCUUCUUAUAUUGGGGCGCCAACUGUUAUGAGAAGGCAACGGUUGCCAGUGCUGAGAUUAGAUUUAGACGUGGCCUGCCUCCCGGUGACGGUGUUUUGUUCUACCCUGGUGAGGUGUUCUCAUGCUCGCAUAAACUGGUUGCUUCAGUUAGAUUAGAGCGUAUUCUGAGUGGCUUGCAGGACAUCGAGUACCUAAAGCUCUACACUUCAAGAUUCGGAAGAGAGGAGGGGCUGGCUCUUCUGGAGAAAACUGGUGUGUACUUAGGUCCUGAACGCUAUACACUGGAGCACAUGCCAAUUGAUGUGAUGCGGGGUGAGAUCUUCAGCACAUGCCAAUCAAUGUAAUGUCGGGGUGAGAUCUUCAGUACACAUCAGUCCCAAUACAUUAUUUUUCCCCCAUUUCGUGUUUAUUUUUCUUUUUCACUGUGUUUGUAUUUGUAUUUUCAUGUCCAUAGCAACUUUUCUAUGCUUAGAGAGGGGAAAUGGUUGACAAAGUUGGAAUAUGUACCAACACCUCUUGCGAAAAUUACAGACAUACAGUAAUUUAAUUUUAUUGAGGUCCUUAAAUUCUGUGUAAGAAAUGAUAGCAGAGCCCAAGAUCAUUACAUUUGUAAACACUCGGUUUCACCGAAAUAAAAGAGUGUCAUAUUCUGGCCAGCAUGCUGGAAUUGGUUCUACUCA
Messenger RNA from Malania oleifera, 2476 nucleotides. RefSeq lists its product as uncharacterized. The record is from RefSeq and is a predicted model, not a curated record. Lineage: Eukaryota; Viridiplantae; Streptophyta; Magnoliopsida; Santalales; Ximeniaceae. The transcript is spliced from 16 exons. Bases 182 to 2140 code for a protein of 652 amino acids.